AUGUCGUCCGAUACUUUAUUCAAAGCAAUUGCCCGUCGCGACCCUUCCAAGCGUCAAAUAAAGCCAGUGAAUACAGACCAUUUAGCUCUGUUAGACGAUAUAGAUGAUGACAGUGACAGUGAAUACAUUUGCGAAGAGAUAGAAGACGAUGAUGGGGAUGGUGAUGAUGAUGAUGAAGAGAGUGAUUCAGCUUGUAGUGAUGACGAAGCUUCGAACUCUGAAGAAUCUUCAGUCCAUUCAUCAUCAACCCAAGAUUCUGAAGUUCAGAUUACUAGCCAGAGCUUGAAUUUCAAAUCUAAAAGUGACUCACCUAAUGCUACGAAAAAUGGGGAGAUCAAAUGCCUACCAGAAUCUAUGUCCACCGAACCUGCUACUGGACAUGCUCUCGCAAAUAGCACUGGUGUGAAGACGAAAGACGUUGACAUAAUGAUAUGUAUGCUGUGUUUGGGCGAUAGUGUAGAUCUCAAUGAUGAGUUAAUUGAAUGUGAUGGAUGUGGUAUUGUUGUUCAUGAGGAUUGCUAUAAGGUGGUAGAUUCAAUAUUUUUAUCAAGCGGUGCUAGUUCUUCCAGUACAGACGCUUGGUUCUGUGAACCAUGUCUUGCAGGUGUGACAUCACCAAUCUGUGAAUUGUGUCCUGUGCUGGAUGGUGUAUUCAAACGGACAGAUAAUAACCGUUGGGUGCAUUUGUUGUGCGCAUUAUACACACCUGGUGUUGCUUUCAACGAUCCUGAUAACUUAAUGGAGGUAACACUCACAGAAUUACCUCAGAGACAGUGGUCUUUGCAUGAAUGUUCUCUCUGUGAAGACCGUUUCUUUGCUUGGACUGGUGUCUGUAUAUCUUGCGAUGCUGGUUUAUGCCGUACUUUUUUCCAUGUGACAUGUGCUCAGAAGCAUGGACUAUUGUCAGAACCUACCGUGGAUGAGACUUCUGCUGAUCCCUUUUUUGCACACUGUCGCCAGCAUACUGAUAAAACAGUCGCUAGACAUCGUCGACGUAAUUUCUUAACUGCUAUGCUUAGGUUGAGGAAGUGGAGGUCAAACAAACAGGUCCCUGUUAAUAAUUCUGAAGAAAAAAGACUACCAUGUUACUCUGGUGUUGGACAGGUGUUUACAACGGACAUGCGUAUUCAGCGUAAAUUCGAGCACUAUCGUGAUUUGUAUACAGAUCUCAUAAAGCAUCGUGACAAACCCUAUGUACCACUUGUAAAAACACCUUUGUUUUUGGAAACUUCUCCUGUUGCCAUGAGAUUGUUUGUCUCCAAGGCAAAGGCUCUCAGCUUGCCCAUCGAAUUUUCGAAUCAUGCAUCUAACGUGGACUCAUCAAAAGGUCCUACUCCCAGCUAUCCAGUAUUCACACCGGACUUUGUAUCCUAUUUCCUAGAACGUGAAAGAAAAAUUAUGGAAAUCUCAAAACACAUUUCGACUUUACAAAAUACUCAACGAGAACUGCAAAUAGCAGAUGCUAGCGCGUCACAUAGUUACAACUCGAUUACAGCGGAGCUAGAGAAACUAGUCACUCAACGUGGAGGCCUAUUUGUAAAGUUUUCUCACAUCGUCAAUACUCUGCGUAAUUUAAUUCCGGGGCUGAAGUUAUCAUGUGAACUAGAAAACGUGUUAUCAGAACAUUCGCGUCCAGUAGAAACGUCUACCUUAGAUGUUAGCUCUUCUGAUCCUUUGGAUUCCAGCAGAAGUGUCAAGUUUGGUUCUUCAGCAGUUAUUGCUGCUUCCAAGCGUAAACGUCCCUUUUCCCCAUCGUCUAAGGUGCGCAAAGUUUCAAAAUCUGAAACAAGUGAUCAGAAUACUACUGCAUCAAAAGAUACUGUUGCUUCACAUCUCGACAACUGUUCAGGAGUUAAAUUCGAACCAGAAAGUGUAAUUCUAGAGUGUACGGUAUGCCAUGGACUUCAGGAUCAACACUUGAUAACAAGUUGCGAUGCUUGUGGAAAAGCCUUUCAUUUAGCUUGUCUUGAUCCUCCCUUACUACGUAUGCCGAAACGCAGUAAAAUUUAUAGUUGGCAAUGCUCGUUUUGCACUAAAGAUGUAUCUAUGAUCCCGGGAACUGAUACAAUCGAUGUAAACGCUCCUCGUCAGCUUCGUCGUUCUGGUGGGAUACCAUCUAGCAAAACACCUUCCGUAAAACUGGAAGUUACGAAGGCAUCUAUUCCAAAGGACUCAUCGAUCAGCAAAUCAGAAGUAGAUCCGAAUCUUCAAAUGCCUGUAAGUAGUAACCCCACAAUUUCCGCUGAGAAUAAGUCUCGCGUCACCAGUAGAUCUGCUGCUUCACGACAUAAGAAAAGCCGCUCAUCUGUGGGUGCAAAAUCCAGUUUAGCCAGUCCAGUUAGCAAAGGUGGGAAAAGGAAGUCGUCUGGUGUCUUAAAGACAAGUUUGUCAUCGAAAUGUAAAUCCCUAUUGUCAAAUAGGCGAACGCAAAGACGCAAAUUGGCUCCUGAGAUUCCCCUCGAAAAUGACUUUCUAGACAAGAUCGAUUCAAAGGUAACUUCUUCUCCUUCAGUGGUAAUGACUCAGGUUUGCAGUGCUGAUUUUGACCAGGUAAAUAUAUUUUUCGCCUUUAUAUAUUUUGGAUGUGAAUGGUCAAUGGCCAUGACCUCGAACUACGUUUACGGUGGUUCAGGAAUCCAAAAUAGUAAUAUGCUAUCUUAUACGUUAAAAAAUCUGUCACUGGGACCUAAUCAAGUAUCACAGAUAAGUGAUCAAAAUACUAGCUCAUUAUCAAUGGUGCCAUCGACUGCACAGUUAACUUUUACUCGUUCAGUUCCUGGUUCAUCUGCUGAAAGUACCCUUCGCCAGCCUUCUAGUCGUCCCACAGGAAUACCAGAUUUUUUGUCGCUGAAUUCUGGACCAGUUAGCAAUAGACCUUCUGUGCUGUCCACUGUAUCUGUUUCAAAAGCUUCUUCACUUAUUCCUCAAAAUGGGCAUCUUACCAAGGCUCCUGAAAGAGUCGCUCUCACGCCGAAAGCUGUUGUUCCGGCAAACCACGGUUUCGCCAACAUGUUUCGCCAUCGAAUUCCUGGCGUUCCUUCUUCACGCAUGGUCUCCAACUUGCCAGAUGGCCGUCAAGUUCCUUUGAGUUCUGACAUGUGUCAAACCUUCUGGUCCGGUCGAUUUAGUGGAACGACCAGUGACAAUCUUUCGGGAGAAGGGAUCAAUAAUUCUAAUGUCAAUCAGUCGAAUUCAUCUGCAUUUGAUAAUAUGUUGGCUUCCCCCCACUCAUUUGGAAAUUAUUUACCACCGACUUUAAGACCACCUACUCAGCCUACACAGCCUUAUAUGCAAAAUUCAUCCAUUCCGUCUCUAAACUUUUGCCAGGCCGAGGCAGCAUUACCACCCGAGAUACGGCCUGACAUUCAUCUAACUGCAUUCAGUGAAUCCAAUUGUGUAAUCCCCAUUACUGUUUCUCAGUAUUACUCAAGUCAUCAGUUUGAAAAUACAAAAAAAUUACAGGCUUGUGGUGGUCUCAGAACGCCUUCGUGGAUUCUCGUUCCGCCGGUUCCUGAGGACAUUGCGUCUCACAUGAGAACGGGAAGAAUUCAUGAAUUUAAGUCGAAUUUGCUCAAUAACCGUAACUCUAGUUUCAUUACAAUUGAUGACGAUCUCAAGCGUGUGCUGCGCAACAAACUUGAGGCCUGUUUAUUAACAGUUGAUGAAGCAACAAAGGAAAAAUUGCCUCGCAGUCUUGGACCAUAUACUGACAUUGUUCCUCUUGAAGUUAUUGAUCAACCACGAGCAUCUGUUACAUUUGGGCUUCCUGGAGUUUGUUUUAAAGCUUGGUCUCCAAGAUUUAAUUCUCAUGUCCUCCUUAGACGCAUAGUUCUGCCACCUGAGCAUGGAGCAACUUUAGCCCCCGAUGCUUAUUAUUUAGCUAAACAUCUCUCAGAAUUAAAUCAUUCUUCAAUUGUUGGAUUUCGGGAUGUAUUUUUCACAGAUGCUUUCAGCGAUAAUUCGGUUAUACUGGUCUACGAAUACAUACCGUGUUCUUCAACUUUACAACAAAUUCAUAUGAGCGACCCCUUGAAAGUAACUAGUUUUACUUCACCAUUCAAUAUUAGUCGUACAGUUUUACCUCAUAGUUCAGUAAAGAAUGCACCAACUGAUCUGGGAAUGCCUCAAGAAUCUGUUUUAUGGUCGUAUUUAGUUCAGUUAACCAGUGGCCUACGGUUUAUUCAUCAAACAGUUCGUCGGUCAUGCGGUAUACUAGAUCCUACCAAAGUGUUAUUACAAGACGGUCCACGCUUGAAAAUCAACUGCUUUGGUUUAAAGGACAUUCUGUUCUAUUCUGCACAGGAUGCUAAUUUGUUGGAAAAUCAGGCUUCCGAUUUCAUACAACUUGGCAAAUUAAUGUUAGGAGUUGCAUGUGGCACAGUUGCAGCUGUACAGGCUAGUCAACGGGUUUCUUCCUUUAAUUUAAUGCAACGAGCAUAUCGACCAGAAUUGGUAACUCUAAUCCGUAGUCUUAUAUCAGGACAAAUUACUGGAGCUGAUCAGCUAAUGCGAGCUACUGCACCAUUUGCAUUUGAUCAUUUAACAAGGCUAUAUGAUCAUUCAGACUUGUUAGAAAGUCAAUUAUUAUCAGAAUUGGGAUGUGACAGACUUUUCCGACUUAUCUGCAAAUUACAGUCCAUUGUGGAGCGUUGCGAUCAGGGUAUAUCUCCAGAAUGGUCUGAAACCGGUGAUCGUUAUAUGUUAAAAUUAUUCCGAGAUUUUGUAUUUCAUCAAUCCGAUCCCCUUGGUGCUCCAUACUUAGAUCUUGCGCAUAUAAUCACUACAUUGAAUAAGGUUGAAGCUGGUUCACUUGAACGCCUGUGUCUUGUCAGUCGUGAUAGUCAAAAUGUGAUUAUAGUCACAUAUGCAGAUAUUAAACAGUGGUUAGACACAAGUUUCUCUUAUCUGGUAGAAAAACAUCGUCAAAGUCGAUGUGAACUACACCUUGCACAACAAAGACACGCUCCUCCUGCUCCUGCUCCGCCUCCUCCUCCUCAACACCACCACCAACAACAACAAGAACAGCAACAAGACAUCUCCACCUCUGUGCCAACUGUUUCUGAAACCUGA
Molecule: messenger RNA, 5070 nt
Organism: Trichobilharzia szidati
Lineage: Eukaryota; Metazoa; Platyhelminthes; Trematoda; Strigeidida; Schistosomatidae
Source: the annotation of a GenBank genome assembly